Dinoponera quadriceps is the source of this 8799-nucleotide messenger RNA. RefSeq names its product sodium- and chloride-dependent transporter XTRP3. Gene Ontology annotation, cellular component: membrane. Lineage: Eukaryota; Metazoa; Arthropoda; Insecta; Hymenoptera; Formicidae. The transcript is spliced from 12 exons. Bases 651 to 2747 code for a protein of 698 amino acids. Gene Ontology annotation, biological process: sodium ion transmembrane transport. The record is from RefSeq and is a predicted model, not a curated record.
GUAUAGAGGCUACUUUUCGCUCACCGAGGAGUUUACACUUGCACCGACCGCGCCAGCAGCCAGAUCGUCGUCGGUCGCGAAGGAUCGAUCCUCGGGUGUUCUCCUACAGACCCGAGAGAGGCGCGCGAACGUUGAUAUUACGAUUAAAUAAAUAAAGAUAAUCGCCGUUGCCACUGUUAUUGUUAUUUGUUGUUGACCGUUAUUGUUAUCGCUGUUGUUGUUGUACAACGACUGCUGUUCGCCACCGGCGACUGUCUUUCGUUGAAAUCGGCGAGGCGUCGCGGCGUUGGUAAGUGGUAGUAGUAGUGGUGGUGGUUCAGGUGAUUCGAUAGUGGUGGUGGUGGUGAUAAUACCCAGUGAAGAGACCUCGUGAAGAUACAUCAUACGAUACACGUGUUUCCGUCGGAUCGUAUGGAAUAAUUCAGAAGGAUUGACGGAAGAGAGGUGAGAGGAACGUGUCAGCAGGAGCGUGUGGACACCGGAGGGAAAAUCAUCGAAAGGUGAAGGAUAAACGGCACGUGAGGUCGUCACGCGUACACCCUCCACGAACGGGGCCGAAGGGCGCAGUGGGGAUCUCUCGAUUACGUUACACCAGCCACCGGUCAUCAGGGUGAUCGAUUCCACGUGUAUCAAUCGAGACCCCCGAGAGGAUGGUAGUCAGGUCUGAGACCGCGAGAAACGGGCACGAGUUGGCUCCCUUGAACGACGACCGCCAAACCGGGCAGAGCGUAACGAUCGUGACAGGAAAUCAGAAUGUCGUUAACACCCAGCAGGAGGCGAAGGAGGAGAACAGAGCGGCGUGGAGCGGCAAAAUGCAAUUCUUUCUCAGUAUUAUCGGAUACAGCGUGGGUCUGGGAAAUAUCUGGAGGUUUCCUUACCUGUGCCAACAGAACGGAGGUGGUGCCUUCCUCAUCCCUUUCUUCGUGAUGCUCAUUCUGGAGGGUGUGCCCCUCUUUCUGAUCGAGCUGGGCCUCGGGCAACGUAUGCGACAGGGCGCCCUGGGCGUUUGGAACACUAUACACCCUUGGUUGGGCGGCAUAGGAAUUGCGUCGUGUAUAGUCACUUUUUUCGUUGCGCUUUACUACAACGUCAUUAUUACCUGGUGCUUCUACUACCUCUUCAACUCGUUAAGGGCUGUUACCAUCAAUUUCGGUCAAUCACUGCCGUGGGCAAAGUGCCCGGAAGCGAACGGGAAACCGAUCGAGGAAUGCGUCAAAAGUUCGGAGACCGCGUAUUUUUGGUACAGGACGACCUUGGACGCCGCUCCGUCGAUCGAUGACGGCCAGGGUCUCAAAUGGUGGAUAGUACUUUGCCUCUUGCUCAGCUGGGUCGUCGUAUUCUUCAUCGUCAUGAAGGGGAUACAGUCGUCCGGCAAGGUGGUAUACUUUACGUCCAUGUUCCCGUAUGUCGUGCUGACCAUCUUCUUCGUUCGCGGGAUAACGUUGAGGGGUGCGAGCGCAGGACUGGCACACAUGUACACACCAAAGGUCGAGAAACUGUUGGAGCCUAUGGUCUGGCUUGACGCGGCGACGCAGGUCUUCUAUAGUUUCGGGCUGGCGUUCGGUUCCUUGAUCGCGUUCGGCAGCUACAACACACCCGACAACAACUGCGUGAGGGACGUGAUCCUGGUGAGCGUGUGCAACGCGUUUACUGCCAUUUACGCGAGCGUUGUCAUUUUCGCCAUUUUGGGGUUCAAGGCAAUGUCAAACGUGGACAAGUGCGUCGUCAGCGCGAGGGAUAUCCUGAUGGAUAAGGGAUACUUGCCCCCUAACUUGACCUCGUUCAACCUCGAGGACUACGAAAGCUUUAUGUCCAACUCUUCGGUGAAUGUCACGAAGCCGUGCAGUCUCAGCGAGGAGUUGGACAACGCCGCCGAAGGUACCGGGUUGGCUUUCAUCGUGUUUACUCAGGCCAUCGUUGAGCUGCCGGGCGCGCCGUUUUGGUCCUGCAUUUUUUUCUUAAUGCUCCUCGCUCUUGGCCUGGGCUCUCAAAUCGGAAUACUCGAAGGCAUGCUGUGCGUGAUCUUCGACAUCGAUCUCUUCAAGAGAAUAAAGAAACAGUACAUGACAGGAGUUGUCUGUACGGUAUGUUUCUUCGUGGGACUCAUUUUCUGUACCGGUGCGGGCGAAUACUGGCUGAAAAUGUUCGAUAGUUUCGCCGGUACCAUCGGUCUUGUCAUGGUAGCCCUCAUGGAAAUGAUCUCUGUAAUUUUCGUAUACGGCCACGAAAAAUUCACGAAAGAUAUCGAAGAGAUGACUGGACAUAGACCAGGAGCUUACUGGCAAUUCACGUGGCGAUUUCUCGCUCCUAUUAUAAUGGUGUGCAUCCUCGUGUCUAGUGUCGCUUCUAUGUUCAUCAAGAAACCGACUUAUUCGGCAUGGAACGCGUCAUUGGGUGUGGCAGUACCGACGAGUUAUCCCGGCUGGGUAUUGGGUAUUGCCGCUAUCAUCAUAUUCGCGGGAAUCGCACCGAUCCCGAUAGUUUUCCUCCUGCGACGCUUCCAAUGUGUGAAACUCGACGUUGACAUCCAUCAAGGCAGUAUUCGACGUAUCGAUACCACUGUGUCCACCAAGGAGAUGAUGGGUGACGUCGACCUUGAUGAAUAUCAUGACCGACUCGAGGAUUUUCCGGAGGAGGAUGAGGACGUCAACAGCGACGACGAUAACAAUGCCGCACCGCCUAUGGGUAGAAUCGCCAACAAGGAAAUGCAGGGUAAAGCCUUUAAGAUGGAAGUGAUGAGUUUUUAAAGAGCGCAUAUAAAUGCCAUGACUUCUUCCGUUCGUUUGCCAGUUGUACUAUAACGAGUGUACGGAGCUGGAUAUCGACAGUGAUUAUACAUAUAUAAGGGCCGAACAAGUGUAUUGAAAUUUGUCAAUAUUGUUGAGUGCUAAACUUGUACCUUUCUACUAUAUCAAGAAGCACGUAGCAACUACAACGGUCGGUUGUUAAUUUACGAAAAUUUACGGGAAAUUAUAUUUUAAUAAGAGAUCUACGACAUUCAUCCCCGAGAAAAAAUGAUUUUGUAUACAUACAUAUACAUAUGUAUAUAUAUACACAUAUAUAUGUAUUAUUAUUAUAUAAUCAUAUAUAAUUAUAUGACCCACAUAUGUAUGGGUUUUGCCUCUUUAUGAAAGAGAUAUUGUCAGAUGAAAGAAAAAAAUAGUUUUAUUCAAUUGAACGUCAAUAUCACGCGGGCUUCCACAAACGUAAGCCUUUACUUCGAUUGUGUUUGUGCAACAAUAUUUUUCGGAUGUGGACAUAUAUAAUGACGUAUGAUUAUACAUGACCAUAAAGAGACAAAAUUCAUAUAUAAUCAUUUUUUCCCCGGGUUAUAAAUACUUAUGAUAAUUACAAGUUAUAUUAAGAAUAUUUGUAACACAUUGGAGACCUUACGUGUUGCCAGCAAUUUGUCCGACGCCUUUAAUUUCGAUCAAAAGAAUCAUUUACCACGCGAAGAACCUGCUCAGGUAGACUUCCGACAAAAAGUUCACUCAAGGUUUGGUCUUUAUAUGUCUACAGUCAUUGGUGUAUCGGGGCCGUGCGUCCUCACCACAAACGUCGAAAUAUAGAAUAUAUCGACCGUACACGGGUUAUUUCAGGAUUAUAAGUAGAGAAUCAACUAAAUGUAGCUAAUAUAGAACUCGCGAAAUCGACAAAACAGUCUUAAUAUGUUAUGUCUUUCGAAGAACUCGCGAAGAACGGUUUAGCCGCGAAUGAGAGGAUGCUCGUCAUGUGGGGAGAUCCUCAAUUUAUCGCGAAAUUUGGCUGCAAUUAUCCUCAUAAUUAUCCUCGUAAUUUCCCGUAAAUUGGUGAUAAAAGAACAGCACGAAGCGCCCGAGAUUGCACGUCGAGAAAAUUGCUUGUUAAUUCGCGUUUUCACGCCGAUUCGCUCGCGAGUUUGGUCUUUCAAAACAUCGACGCGCUUAGUACUUGCGAACGCUGACGCUAGCUGGCACUAGUUGAGUCAAUGCUUGCAUUCAGCAGAAAAAGCAGCUUAAUAAGCGCUUUGUGAUUGUUACUUCUGAUUGGUGCAUUCUUCUAAACCUACAGAAGAUCUAAAAGAAUUCCAAUUAUAGGCUAUGAACGCAAAGCUCUUAGUAAGCUGCUUUUUCUGCUGAACGCAGACAAUGAAUAGCAUCAACGACCAUGUGGACACUCGACCACGUGGUCGAUGGUCAGUUAACGGCGCGCGUUGGUGGGGGCAAGGUCACGUUCCAGUCGUGUUUCAUUCGCGCGUGGUGGGAUUUAGUACGUGCUAAUAAGACAUGAGCUUUGAUAGCGCCGAGUAGAGCCGAAGUGGCACCGAGAUGUGAUCUAAAGCACAUCUUAAUACGAUUGCCGAUAUCUUCAUUUGUAGGACACGUAGCUACUUGAGAUAAAGACCAUUGUAAAAUCGAGAUUUUCGCAUUUCUGGGAAUGAAUAGAAUGCCUUGUUUAAAUAGAAUAUCUGUGUCAGAGCCUUGGAGUUCUCCAGUUACAAAGUUAUCAGUGCUUCAAACUUUUUGAAACGUCGGUCACUUUACGAUACAUGUAAUGUCGCGAAACACUUAAAUUUAUCGUUGGACAUAUCGAGAAUGUUUAGUUUACGGACUUAUUGAAAACGCAUUCAUCAAAACUGUUUCGUCCGGAUUCUAUAAGCCGACACAGCGUUUACUUGUAAUCCUGAAAUAACCUGUGUACGCGAAUCUUCACGUUAUAGAUGUAGGAUAAACCGUGAAUUCGUUAAAAAUCGAGCUCAAUCCGUCAGAUCGAUGCGCGCUACUCUGAAAGCAAUAUAUAAUACGGAGUUUUAAAGACGUAGCGCGAAUGCGACCAGUCGUAUCGAGCGACGGCUCGUUAUUCGUACUUGAUCGUCGAACGUCGCGCUUCCGGGUAGAAUCGCGAAUCACCAGGUGGAUUAUGAUAUAGAUACAUAUAGCGGAGAAAAAAAAAUAAGAGGGAAAAACUUAGCCAAGAGAAUAGGACGUUCUGGCUUUUUAGUAUCGCGUGAUGCAAUACACGAUCGGACGUGCGAGCGUUGAUUUCGUCCGAGUCAAUUAGAUUUUCGUUGAGCGUCGUGAUUUUUACUUUCGGAUCGAUAGUAUUUUUAAGAGACGUUGAAGAGACUAGACAAUAAAAUCGAACGUAGUCGAGUUAGUUAGCCAUACGCGUAGCUGAUUUGUUUACCGUACUUUCAACACGGCCCCGAUCAGAAGUAAGGGAGACCGGGACGAGAUGUUAAAUUUUUUCAGAGUUUCGAUGUCAGGACUCUUCGGACAACUCAUCGUUGUGAUUGGAACACGAAUAUGUUGCAACGUGGUCAGAUAUAUGUUCUGGUACCAGGGCAAGUUGCAUAUUAUCGCAGAAAAAUAGCAUUAACACAAAAUUUCGAGACUCGGAAAUUUACUCGAACACGUAUAAAUCAGACUUUCCCCUUUCUUAAUUGCAAUAUUUUUCUCGAUUUUAACAAAACUCAGGGGAAAGCAUUUAUGCCUUGAAAAAGAACAUUUUGCGAUUAUGUUAUUAUUUCUCUAACAGUAAAUACAUAAUUAACACGUAAGGUGAAUAUAUAUAUAUAUAUAUAUAUAUAUAUAACUCUUAGACGAACUUGACCUGGUCUCCUCUACACGAUCUCGAUUCCUCCGAGGUUCUACCAUACGCAUGUCAUUAUGGUCCCAGGAUCGAUCGACCUUGGCUCCAAGAGUCUUUAAAGUCCAACGUAGGUCUCCAAGACACUAGACGAAUUAAUUUCAGUUUGAAUUUAUCAAUUUGUCAAUUUGUUAAUUUCAGUGCGUUGGCACUUGCUCAAUGAGACACUGUUGAGACGUCUUUCACAAGAAGGGUGGAUUAAUUCGUAUAUCUUUACAUUACGCUACAGGUACAAUUUAUGUUUUAUAAAAGCCAUUUGGUCUCUUUGAUCGUAGAAAAAAUAAUGUAAUGCAUAAUAAAAUAUUCGGGACAAUACGGAAUCUCGGUCGAUCAGGUCUACGUUACUUAUUCGUACGUUCAGCUCUCAGUUCGGCAAACAUUCGCACCAAAUAAGUGUCGCAUAACUUACACUUUUAGUCGGCGAUCAAUUAAUCAGACUGUGUUGUGGAGAAAGUAAGUCAUUUGUGCAGGCUCUAAAGUUAGAUUAGAUUUUAUUUUGUUCAAUUUUUAUUCAAGCAUGCGUCCGUCAUUAGCCCUGACGGUAUCGUUUUUUAAAUGAUUAGUACACGUCAUAGAGUGACGUAUUUUUUUUACUGGUAAAUUAAUUUCGCCAGGAAAGAUAUAUGAAUUCUCGAGGCGUCACGCGGUGCCAUUAAAUGAACGUGACAUCUCGAUGAAACGCAUACCGAUGCGGAAUAAACUAAUAGUAUUCGGCAUCGUGUUGCAUGAGGAGCGUACAACAAAUGAAGUAAACAUGAAUCUCUGUGUAAUAAGCGCGAGUAAAUUACUAUAUAUAUAUCAAGUCUCUUCACAGCUGUCAGAAAACAGUCUCUCGAACAUAGUUUUCGAUAUUUUUAGAUGUAUAAGAGAAAUUCGUAAAUAGAUAUCUUAUUAUUUUUCGUCAUGUUACUGCUCGUAACGAUACGUCGAAAAAGUAAUUCCUAUUUUGUUUCGAAACGUUCCCGUCAAAUCAGGCGAUUUGUACGACAUACCGUGUGCACGAUCAAAGGAGGAAAGUCCGUGAAGCCUGUUUUCGACCCCCUCUGAAUCCUGUUCUAAAGCGUCAAAAACGUUAUAUUAUAUUAUUGUAAGAAUUAUUAAAUAUACAACAUAUUCUUCAUCAACAAAACCAACACGCGUUCACUGUGUUCACAUACACAAAUAUGAGAAGACGAUACGUAUGUGACAUGAGAGCGUUGAUGAAAGAAAUGGAAUUAAUUGGAGUUACAGGAGGAACAUGUUCACGCGUCAAAAUACACCCGUUUCGGCUAAGAUCGUCUGAUUUCAAUCAUUCUUACAACAAUAGAACGUUUUUGAUACAUUGGACUGAAAUUCAGAAGAGGCUGAAAACAGGCCUCAUGGACCCUCCUCCUUUACACGCUGCGUCUACGCUCCUCUUUCGCGUCCUCUUUGCGAAUACGCAAAAGGGAAGAAAAGGAGACUAUUGCGGAAUAAGUUUUCCUUUCGUGAAAGAAAGAACUCCUCGAGACGUCGGGCGCAAGUAUAUCGUUGUUUGGCUGGUCCAGCUACUUUUAGGUAUCGAUAUACCGUGUACCGAUUCCGCGCUAGGAUGAUCAACGAGCGACGUACGGAUGUCGAUCGGUACGUCGGGUCCCAUCUGCUAAGUUCUCGUCCGUAAGAAAAUGUGAUACCGGCGUAUGCCGGUCGAAUAAUAACCGUGAUGUCAAUAAUAAGGGAGAGUGCGAAACUGGGAAUUGCGUCCGCCGCGAGGCAUUUCGCGCGGAUGCGUCAUACGAUCCAGCCCGGAAACGCCCCACUACUGAUUAUUUUAUCUUAUUUAUUGUACAUAUUUCAAACUGAGAUAUGUUAAUUGCGCGAACCUGCGAGAACGUGCACGUACAGUACCCGCCAUUAAUUCGCGACGGCUAUUUGUCUAUUGCAGCAGGCCGCACAAGGUAAAUAAAUAUGUUCAUAUGUUCCGAUAUGAAUAAUCAGAGAAUAUCCACGUAUAAAUACGUACAUCUAUUUUCGACAAUGUGAGUGAAAGUUAUGCGUUGCGUAAAAAACCCAUAAGAUGAAUCGUCCCUUUUCAUUUGCCGCGUUUCGUCGCCUUUCGUACGUCGCGUUUGAGCAGUCGCGAAUUAACGGCUGGUACUGCGAAAAGCGAGUGAGAGACGAGGUACGCUCAGAUUGCAAGGAAGGAUAGAAGGCGAUACGAAGUGUAAGAUAAGAACGAAUUCGAUGAUGCGUAACGCGUGUGUGCCAUGUGUAAAUAGUAAUUAGGCGUUACGCUGUACCGCAUCUAAAUUAAUACCUCGUGAAGUACCUAUUUUUUUUAAUCGCGUAGGAUAGUGAGACGACAUCGUACCUACUUACUUUUUCUUCCCUUUUUUCUACAUCGUAUAAAGCGCAUGCCCUUUCCUCCCUUGUGCAUGAGGAACACAAACUUAGAAGCUAGUCGUUUAAGCGCGAACACGCGAGCGGACAACGCGCGAGUUGCAUUUUUUUUCUUUCGAUGUGCACGAUAAGAGGGAAUAAUCAUUCGUCGCCCUUAUUAUGCCGAAUUAUGAGAUAACGUCGGCUGAGGUAGGCGACACGGCAAAACAGGAGAAUUCGGUAAUUCUCCUCCUCCUCAAAAACGAUCGCGUUCCGCCUGCUAUAACGUUUAAUCAUCUUCAUACCGUCCGAGGUCAUGUUGCAUCAUCGAGAAGUUGCAAGAGGCGCUCAUCGUUUCUGUAUAUUAUUUAUCCUCUUACCGACAUUUCACACGUCAUAUACGAGAGUUUCUUAAUUCAAGACAAUCGAAUUUACUUUCUUCUGGCUUACCAGCCUUACCGCUCUCUUGUCUUUAUCGUGAUGUGAUUCACUGUUAAAAAUGUAAAUGUUUCUUUAUCGUAACCGUAUGAGUAUCAUUGCAUGAUAAAAAGAUAUGCAGGAGGGAAAAUCGCUUUCUCAUGAUGAAAGAGCACGAGGUAUAUUAUCCAAGGCUCAAAGUACGGCUUUGAAUCAAAAACGAUCGAUAUGGCGUUAAGGAGCAUUCGCGAUCGUCGUCCGACCCUCUCUCUCUUUUUUGAAAAUCGAACUAUAUACGUAUAUAUUUGUAAAUUCCACGAUACCGUCUUCAACGAUUUAACGAUUAAAGAAUUUCAAUACAACGUGGUUUGGCCUAUCUUCUUAUUGAGAAUAAACAAGAAACUAAAAAAAAAAAAA